GUGGCUCCAGGUCGCGCGCUCAGACACUGCACAAUGUCCUCGCGCACCUGCUCAUUUUAACGGCUGACUGAAGCUAGUUUCUCUUCCUCAGAUAUCGGUGAUGUAAUGGCAAUGAGCUGAGGAUCAUAGUGUGAGUGUGGGGUGCCUGUGUGUGUAUUUGUGCGUGUGAGUGUGUGAGUGUAUGAGCCUUCUCCACAGAGAGACGGAAGCAAACAAGGAACAAAGCAAAAAACUCAGAAGCUCCUCAGGAGCCUGAAGCUGCGUUUCAGCCUGCUGGUUGACUGAUAAAACCAUGGAUUCCAGCCAAGGAGAAAUGGAAGGAAAUACAGAGGAACUUACAGGGAGAAAGAAGUCCCGGUUCAAGGUUCUGAAGACGCGACUGUUUGGCCGUCUAAAGAAGAAGGAGACUGAAGGCCAGAUGAAGCAGAGCAAGUCCACUAGUGAUGUUACUGCACAGGCUGGCAAGAGAGGUGAAGAAGAGUCAGAGGAUGAGUGUAGGUAUCCACAAGGGACAUUAAGUUCCAGAGCACUGUCCCAUGACAGCAUUUUCUUGGCCGAUCAGCCUCAAUCCAGUACAGAGCCAACAAGGGUUCUCUCACAGGAAAAUGUCCACAGCAAAAUUAAAGCCCUGCAGGUGAAGCUUCAGCAACAGAACAUGCGACUGGGUCCUCCUCCCUUACUGAUCCCCGGAAAGCGCAUUGAAGACCCUGGAACAACGUCUGAAGAUGACGGUCUACCUUGCAGCCCUCCUGAAAUGUCCUUCCAAGAGCAUCCUGAGGCAAAAAAGCAUCUCAGUUUAAUAAGCUUAUCAGGAACUGGCAGUGAAGAGGAAGACCAGGGUGGUUCCUCACAGCCCCCAUCCAGACCUCUCUCUCCAGUCUCACGAUUCACGAGUCCUCAGGCAGGGACCUCAUCACCUACAGAUCUUCUCUCACCCACUGCUGGAACAGAUUUCUGUAGCCCUGCUCAUCCAGUCACCUGCCUGGACAACUCGGCUGCUCGUCACCGCAUGUCUGUGAAGCCCAGGAAUCAACGUGCCAGCACCAAGGGGAGGAAACAGUCACUGGAUGUGUACUGUAGUCGAUCUAACAGCAUGAACAAUUUGGACCAGCCUCUACCAGAAAGGGAAGAAGCACCAGAAGAUGUGACCUCUGCAGAGUUUGUUCACCACCAGUCCAGCUACAACUCCUCUCAAGAAAUGAAUCUAGAACGGGAACCAUCCUCUCCAGUUUCUGUCUCAGCUCCUGCUAUUGUAACACUACAAGACCAACAAGAAAUCAUGUUAUUGGAUGUGGGUCCACUAAACAAAGGUGAUGAGGUGCCAAAGUCUGGUGAGCCAUUGGAAACUGACCAUUUAGAAGGAGAUGCAAAGGAACAAACUGCUAAUGUUCAAGCUGACAGUAACAAAGAGGCCAAAAAUCAGCCUAAUCCAGUUCUAAACAUAGUGACUGAGUGCAGUGAGAGUACAACACAUAGGUCUUAUACCAUGGAUCAAAUGGAGGUGCUGAAAAAGGACGCAGAACCCUUGGCUAGAUCCCAUCCAGUUCCUGCACCACGAUCCAAAAAGCCCACUGUGGAUAACAGACAUAACACCCCCCUGAAAACAUCCAGUCCGAGACCUACAGAGGUUGAAAAGGAGACAGUUAUUCCUGAGAUAAGCUGCAGGAACACACCACUUUCCAAAGGCCUGGACGUAUCUUCAAGCGAAAGCAUUAGUAAACCACUAAGACCCAACUCUUUUCGGUUUUCCAUUGCAUCUGCGAAAUAUCGUUCCAAGACGAUAUCCAUCGAGAACGUGUCUAAACAAGAUGAAGAUGGCUCACCUAAAAGUCAGAACAUGGAACUCCCAGUGGAAAAAGUUGAGGAGGUUCACAACAGCGGUCUUUCGACUCUCGAAAAAAGAAGCAGUUUGCAAAGAGAGCUAAUACCCCAGAAUGUCUCCAAGACCGACAGAGCGGGAGGAGUCAAACCUGAGAAGUCUGAAGGACUAUCACAAAUCACAUUUCACGAAAAGAGUGAAAAAGCAGAGGAAUCUGAACAGAGAAAAGGCCUAUUUGGCGUAAAGCUCCGAUCCACAUCUUUAUCUCUAAAAUAUCGCUCCGAUGUGGCUAAAUCAGAGGACAAGGCAAAGCGGCAUAGUCUAGAAGCACAUCAUUUGCUGGCAGUUUCUGAAGACCAUGCUGGAAAGCAACCAGCUCCCAGAGACACAGAAGAAGUCAAUAAAGAGAAAGAAAGAAAACCAAAUGUUCCCAUAAAUGUCACACCGCAGAACUCUGACCUUCAGCAGGAUCCAACUGCAGAUAGAGGCUCAGACAAAGAGAUAAACAGCGGGUCAGAACCAGCAUGGAUGAGUCUUGUCCGGGAGAAAACUAGAGCCCACCAGCCCUCCUCUUCCAAACCCUCCACACAGCCAGACCCACCACCACAAAAUGUUACAUCUUCACCUGCGUCACUUUCAUCUUCAAUUCAGCAACCACCAAAACCAACCCCACAGCCAAGACCACCCUUGCGGUCCACCAAGUCCCAGCUUAGAACAUGCUUCAGCACGGAGCUACAGCCAGACAACGACACCACAAUACAGCAAACUCCACCCAAACCAGCUCCAAGGGCAAUUAAUGAAAGACGAGCGCUGGCCAAUCAGGGAGGAGAAAAGAGCAACGGGAGCAAAUCAGCAAGCGGAGCAGAAAUUGUGGAUGCAAAGGGACUACCGAAACCUGGAGUCAGGAUGCAGACAGAUCCUGAUGUUCACAGGAGGACCCCAACAACAGUGCUUACCAACAAAACUGAGCCUCCGCCAUCUUCAGCAGCAGCAGCAGCAGUAGCAGCAGCAGCAUCACUCUCCCAUCAACAGUCCUUAUUGGAAAGAAAUCAGCCAUCUUGGAUGGAGCUCGCAAAGAGGAAGUCUUUGGCGUGGAGUGACAUGAGUUUGGAUUAAAUACAGACAGUAAAGAGAGAGAAAUGCAUCAAUGUGUAAAUGAAGUCAAAGGACAAUCAUGGACAAUCAACAGAGAUCUUUUUUUGUAGAUAUGCUAGAUCUGCAGAUAGAACACUGUACAUGUUUAAAACAAAAUGAUAAAUGGUAAAAUGAUGAGCAUCAUUUUGAGAUUUUCUCUUACUUCAUAGAGUUAUAUCUUGUCGUGUUUUUUAUGCAUUCUUUCUACAGUGUACUACCUUUUUACUGUAGCCACAUUUUCCCAAAAUAAAAUACACAUAAUACACUACA
Molecule: messenger RNA, 3223 nt
Organism: Astyanax mexicanus (Mexican tetra)
Lineage: Eukaryota; Metazoa; Chordata; Actinopteri; Characiformes; Acestrorhamphidae
Gene: cracdlb
Product: cracd like b
Exons: 12
Coding region: 293-2935 (880 amino acids)
Source: RefSeq, a predicted model, not a curated record